Molecule: messenger RNA, 1677 nt
Organism: Neospora caninum
Lineage: Eukaryota; Apicomplexa; Conoidasida; Eucoccidiorida; Sarcocystidae
Product: putative choline kinase
Exons: 9
Coding region: 1-1677 (558 amino acids)
Biological process (GO): phosphatidylethanolamine biosynthetic process; phosphatidylcholine biosynthetic process
Cellular component (GO): cytoplasm
Molecular function (GO): ethanolamine kinase activity; choline kinase activity
Source: RefSeq, a predicted model, not a curated record
AUGCGCUUGCGUCGCAGUGGAACGUUUUUCCCGCAAGGCCGCCGGCUCUCUGAAGCGUCUCAACCGCAAAUAGAUAGAGUGGAAGAUGGCCUCUCUUCAGGCAAGGAGGACGGGCUGCGCCACCGGAGUGACGAACAGCUGAUGGCUGAUGUCGCCAGAGUGCGGUCUUUCAUUGGAUGCUGCGUCAAGGGCUGGGAGAAACUCCCGGCAGACGCAAUAGACGUUACGGUUCUCUCCGGGGGGUUGAGCAAUCGGCUUUUCGCAGUUGAAGCUGUCCCGCCCGUGCCGUCGGGUAACGGGAACGACCCGGAUGCAGACGAAAGACAACCCCGGCAACACAGGCACUGCCCGUGCGACAGUCGGAAAGAGCAAUCUUCGACCGCCCCAGACUCCAGGUCGCCUUACCCGGCGUGGGACGCCACUACCCCCCCGCAACGAGUGCUCGUUCGCCUCUACGGUCAUGGCCAAGAACACUCUUUUUUUGACGCAUCUGAAGAACGCCGGGUGUUCAAAAUUCUGGGCGAGCUGGGCAUCGCACCGAAAUGCCUGGCUGAGUUCCCAGGUGGUAGGGUCGAGACUUGGAUCACGGGCGAAGCCCUGAAACGGACGGAUUUGCAGAACGAAGCGGUGCAGUCCCGGAUCGCUACCAUUCUCGGAAACUUCCACCAAAUUGGCCUUCCGCGAUCGUCGGAAAGUGCUUCCGCGGCCGACCCUGCUUGGUGUCGAUGGGUUCAGCAAUUGCCAAAGGUGUUCUCGGAGCGCAUCGACAGCGAGGAAUGCCAAGCUGAGCAUGCCCGGCCCCGUUGCGACUUCGCGUUCUGCCGCCUCGAUGCCUGGGGCGCAACUGCAAGGGAAGGGCCGGCAAUGAGGCUCUUAACCAGAUCUCAGAUUCCCGCUUUAAAGGUAGCCCUCUCUCGAGAGGCGUCGCCUGACGCCCACGAGGCCGGUGUCGUUACACCUGUGGUCGCCGGGCCUUUGUCGCUGUUGUCGGACGCGGAGAAACGCCGGCUGGACGAAGUCGGCCUGGUCCAGUAUUACCAGGAAGAAGCGAAGAAACUCGAGCAGGUGGUGCUCGCGCGCGUGGCGCACGAACUGGAACCGCAGCGAUUAAAGGCCGUGUACGGCUCUGCGGAUGCAUGGCAGCUGCUCUCAGGUGCGUCUGUUGUGUUUUCACACAACGACGUGCAAGAGAACAAUGUGAUACAGUAUGAAGACGGCAGGCUGCAGUUGAUCGAUUUCGAGUACUCCGGCAGGAAUUUCCGAAGCUAUGACAUGGGCAACUUGUUUCGCGAGAUGACGAUAGACUAUGCGGACGUCGAAGGUUACCCCUUUUUCGUCGUCGACAUGAGCGACUAUCCGUCACUGCCGACGCGACAGCGUUUCAUCAGAGCCUACUUGGAAAACCUGCUGAGCGUCUACGGUCCAGUGUCGGGUGCUUCGAAAGCCGUUCCACAUGGAACGGUUUCAAAGACUGUCGUGGACAACUUUGAAGUUAUGGUUGAGCUCACCGGCCUGGUCUCCGAUCUUCUCUGGGCCUUUUGGUCUCUUACUCAGAUGCCGGAAGUCGAACCGUUGGACGAGUUUUCCCACGUGCAGUACGCAUUGGCUCGGUUGACGAUGUAUGAGCACAAGAAAAACGAACUCGUUCGGCGCGGUCUCUUCCCGGCUCGAGGUUGA